CAAUCCAUCGAAGAUAAUUUUAAUUUGUGCCUCCAUUUUCGCGAAUGUUUUUGGCGAUGGUGCAGUAUUUUCAAAAUCCAUCCCGCUCUCUUCCCUUCACUCCAAUUCAAAUCGCCACGAACCUUUUCUUUUUUAAUUUGCAAAUUUCAAACUCCGUAGAUCUGCAGCUUAAAAAAAAACCCUAACCCACAAAUCUCUUCAAUCCGAUUCUCACUUCUAACCCUCUUCCAUUUUCACAUAUCUUAUAGAUUGCGCGCCAAUCCUUUCAAGUUCGCUCCUUUUCUCUGAUUCUUUCAACAAACCCAUGCUUUUCUUUUGAUUUUUCAACACCAUUAUCUUCGGUUUCUACUGGGUUUUUACCUUAUGGAUGAUCGGUGCGAUUCCACAAUCGUUUCAGACUUGUUUUUGUCCACACCCAGAUCGAAAACCAAGACUUUAGGUGAGAAGAGGAGUAGUAGUAAUUUUGAAGAACAGUGUGGGGCUGAUCUUAAGAGGAUAAAGUUGCCUAAUUCUGGAUCCAUGUGUGGUUCUCAAGCAAUAAAUGUUCAUCAGGAGAAUUGUUUGAAAACGGAUGAAGUUAGUGAGGAAUGUCGGAUGGUUGAAGAAGAGAGGUUACGAGUGAUUGAUGUUUCUAAGAAAUCGGAUGUUAAUGCCUCUCUCGCCGAGAAGGCGGAGGCGACUAACGCGUCAUUGGGGGUGAUCAGCACUACCCUUACGCCGCUGGAUCUUAAUAAUGAAAUUUGUGUUGCGAAAAGUUCAGGUUCUGAUAACAUGGAUUUGGUUAAUAUUUCUGAAAAACAACACAGGCUCAGGAAUGACAAUGGCACUCAUGUAGCUGCAAGAGGCAUUGAUUUAGACCUUAAUGUAGAAGAUGUUUCUAGCUCUAUAAACCUGGAAACUGCUCACCCUCUCAAGAACUACAAUGAGUUGAAGUCGCACAACUCCUCCGAAUGUGCUAGCUCUACAGGUCCUUUGGGAGAGAAAGAUCCACUAAGUAUUUGGAAGGAGAUGAAGCAAAAUGGAUUUCUCUCGGCUUCUCAUGGAGGCAUACCGGCUCCAAAGCAACGUGGGAGGAGAAGUAAAAACGAUGCCCUUAAGAAAAAGAUGGAGAUUGCAAAAAGAGAGAAGAAGUUGGAGCUUGCAAAGAAAGAGCAGAUUGAUCGGUUCACAAAGAUUGCUGCUCCAAGUGGUUUGCUUACUGAACUGAAUCCUGGGAUCAUAAACCAUGUAAGAAAUCGGAAACAGGUCCAUUCGAUUAUUGAGGCAAUUGUAAGGUCUGAAAAACAAGAAAAUGAACGCCUAGCUAAUAAGCUUCUAUCAGAAAAAAGAAAUGCCGCUAAAGCAGGAGCCAAAAGGGAUCUUGAAAACACCCAUGAUCCAGACAUAAAUGUAUUUGGCUCUUCUCAAGGAUAUGGAUCUUCGAAUAGUUUUUCUGCUGGCAGGCAAAAAAGAGGAUGCUCCUUGACAAGAUCAUUGAUAACGGAGGCUGAAGGUGCGGAUUGUGGACAAAUCAUGUUAGAUCGAGCCAUUGGUAAGAAUUAUGCUUCACAAUCAAAUACUACAAAUGAAAAAGAGACUCUUGCACACGAGCUAUCAUCAUCACAUGCUGUGUCUGAGCAUGCUUGUCCAGUGUCUAAUGAUGAAGAAGAAAAUUUGACAUGUAUUUCAUCUCUCUCUCUUAAAGCUGCUACCGUUGCGUCUCAAUGGUUGGAUUUAAUACAUCAGGACAUCAAAGGGCGUCUUUCAGCUCUGCGACGAAGUAAAAAGAGAGUUCGAGCAGUUAUUUCAACAGAGUUGCCCUUUCUAAUAUCUAAAGAAUUUCCAUCUAAUGAAGAGAAUGAUCCAUACGUUGUGAAGAUUUCUCAGGAAGAAACUUCAGUUGUUUCCUCUGCUGAUCUCCAUCAAGCAAGAUGGACAAAACUGUUUGAUCAGAUGGAUAAAGCUCUUGCUGAAGAAGAGAAACAAUUAGAAAGUUGGUUGAACCAAGUAAAAGAAAUGCAGAUCCACUGUGAUCAAGGGCUGACUCAUGUUCAGUCAAAUGCAGCUUUCGGCUCGCAGCAACCAGGAGAAAAUGACUCGAGAACAAGGAAAAUGAAUAGCACAGAGAGAGCAUUAGCUGUGGGGGCUGCUGCAGCUUCCAUAUAUUCAACUUGCAACUUUCUCUUCUCAGAGAAUGUAUCCUGUUUCUGAUUUUUUUUUUUUUCUCUUCUCUUUUUACUCUGGCUAAUUUCUAGCUUUGUAAGCCUUAAAUGUGCAAAAUGCUGCUAUGGUAUAGUGAAUAGAUUUUUUUUUUUCUUUUUCUUCUUAAGAAAAAAAAAAUCCUUUAAAGGCUGUUCUGGGAAGGAAAAAGAAAAAGUGUACUCGUUGAGUUUGUAACAUAAAAAUCAAGAGGCAUUAGUUUCACAGCCUUCAGAGACUA
Molecule: messenger RNA, 2419 nt
Organism: Benincasa hispida (wax gourd)
Lineage: Eukaryota; Viridiplantae; Streptophyta; Magnoliopsida; Cucurbitales; Cucurbitaceae
Source: RefSeq, a predicted model, not a curated record